This is a messenger RNA of Salarias fasciatus (jewelled blenny), 719 nucleotides long. Its product is annotated as replication factor C subunit 5-like. The transcript has 5 exons. The coding region runs from base 1 to 462 and encodes 153 amino acids. Lineage: Eukaryota; Metazoa; Chordata; Actinopteri; Blenniiformes; Blenniidae. Gene Ontology annotation, biological process: DNA repair; DNA-templated DNA replication. Gene Ontology annotation, cellular component: nucleus; DNA replication factor C complex. Gene Ontology annotation, molecular function: DNA binding; DNA clamp loader activity. The record is from RefSeq and is a predicted model, not a curated record.
AUGUUUUCCUGCGGCAGCAUCGACAUAACUCCAGAUGGAAUGAAGGCCAUCGUGACGCUGUCUUCAGGCGAUAUGAGACGAUCGCUCAACAUACUGCAGAGCACCAGCAUGGCGUACGAGAAGGUGACGGAGGACACGGUGUACACGUGCACGGGCCACCCGCUGCGCUCAGACAUCGCCAACAUCCUCGACUGGUGCCUCAACAAGGACUUCACCACGGCGUAUAAACAAAUCCUUCACCUGAAGACGUUGAAGGGCCUGGCUCUGAACGACAUCCUCACUGAGAUCCACCUCCUCGUGCACAGAGUGGAUUUCCCUCCAGCUGUUCGGAUCAGUCUCCUCAUCAAGCUGGCUGAUGUUGAACACCGGCUGGCUUCAGGAACCAGUGAGAAGAUCCAGCUGAGCUCCAUGGUCGCUGCGUUCCAGGCCGUGAGAGACAUCGUGGUCAGCGAGGCUUCUUAAGACACCGGGAAUUUUUUCAGAGACUCAUGCUGCGCUUCUCCUCUUUGUCCACGGAGAGCUGUAGAUCUGAGUGAAAUCCAGCACUUCUGCAGAAUACGGGGCUGUAACUAGAAUUCGGCAGAAAGCAGAAGCCCACUGCCUGGCUGCCCACCACACCGCGAGUACAGUGGAAGAACAUCGGGAACAAACGCUGACAGCUAUUUGAGUCACCCGCACACAAAGAUGUGGAAGGCCAGCAUUACAAAAAAUAAAAAAGA